CUAGAAAAGCCCGCCGGGUCUGGAUGCUAUGUGUCUUGCUAAGUUGGAGAGGGUAGGUGUUGUUGGGUGAGCACAGGGAGGGCAUUAGUUGAGAGGGAGUGGCGUGGCGUGGUUUUGGGAGUUGGGCAUUGGGCGGUAGGGUGGGCGGGCUGGUUAGUUACUUCUUGCCCUUGCCCUUGCCCUUGCCCUUGCCUGCAAUACAUCCACCAAGGAGACAUCACGCACAGAGAAGGAGAGAGGCAGAUGCGCUUGUGGUGUUUGCAUGGCUGGUCUCUGUCUUUUGUGCCCUCACCCUUUUUGCCCUUGCCCUUCUUGCCCUUGCCCUUCUUGCCUGAAUGCAGCACAUAAUGCCACACAAAGAACAGACAUCCAUCCAUCAACUCAGGCAGUAUCACCAUCCUCCUGUACUGGUCGACAGACUUACCCUUGCCCUUCUUGCCCUUCUUGCCCUUUCCUUUGCCCUUGCCCUUCUUCUUCUUGCCCUUGCCCUUGCCCUUGCCCUUGCCCUUGCGGCGCUUGCCUGCAGUCACAACCAUGCAGCACACCAGACACCCAUCCACACACACAUCCGAGUACGUAAAGCGUGCGCAAAGUCGGGUGCUGGCGUACCUUUUCCUUUGCCCUUGCCCUUCUUGCCCUUCUUCUUCUUCUUGCGGGCGCCGAGCACCUUGGAGACUGCCUUGAAGGCGGGCUUGGGCUUGAACUUGGCGUCGUACAGGAACGGAUGGUCAGCUGAUGGAUGGAUGGAUGGAUGGACACACACACCGACACACAUACACAUAUACAAAGACACAUUCCGUUGCCCCCAGCCACCCAGGCAUCCACCGACCAGGUCGCCAGGUCCACUUGUCGGAGACUCCCCAGGUGAUGUAGCCGGAGCAGUUGGGGGCCUUGAGGCACACGCGAAGCAGUCCAGCGUAGAUUUUGGCCUGCACACACACACACACACACACACAUAUACCGGUGUGGAUUAGGGGAUUGUUGGUGUGUGUUUCGCGAACUGACGGACCUGUAUUUUGGCCUUUUUGGGAGUCCACUUCGUGCACUUCUUCCAUCUACCGCCGACGGCCCGGCCGCACAUGACGUCCACCUCCGUCAACUGGACCUGCAUUGCGCCCCACCAUGAGAACCCCACAGAAAUGCACCCACCAGUCAAGCAUGUCUCACCCCCAAGCCCUCCACCCCACCCCACCCACCCCACCCCACCCACCUCGACGCCCAUCUUGCCGAGUCGUUUGAAGUUGGCCGCUACACCCUGCCACACGCAGACACACAUAGAUAUCCGAAGGCAUGGUUUGGUACGGUAUUCAUCCACUCACUCGGUAGUCAUUGAAGUCCAACGAGAAGUGGCUGACACAAAGAAGGACACCGAGAGAAAAGGCAGCACCACACAUCCAUCCAUGGCGGGCGUGUCAUGUCUCUUCUCCCUGUGUGUGCAUGAGUGUGUGUGUGAUGGCGAGAGGGGGUGCGCCUUCUUUCCUCCUCAAUCACCUCUGGAACCCAACGCCGUCAAUGGGCGCACCACUGACACAACCACAACCACAACCAAACAUUCCCGCCCCUCCACACAAACCCACACACCCGGUUUUGGACUCACCGAGCUCUGCCCUUUUUGCAGAUUUCGGCAAUGGCGUCCGCCUUGCCCUUGGACCAGCCGCGAGAGCUCUCGGCGCCGUAGUCGUUGUAGAAGAGUCGUGCGGGCUGUUUCUUCUUUUUGGCGGCUUUCUUGGCGACGCGGAACAGGACCUCGACGUGGUCGGGGAACUUCUUAUACAGCUUGCUCUUGCGCCAGUUGAUCUUCUUACGCGGGUUCUUCUGGAUUUGCUGCAGCAAGGGGGAAACAACACACACACACACACACACACACACACGAAUGGAUGGAUGGAUGGACGGAUGGAUGGACGGUGUGAUGGUGUCGCGGGCCUGCUGACCUCUAGUGCCUCGUUAGCGACGUCCCAUGACUGGACGCGUGGCUGUGCGUAUCGCUUGAUGGAGGCCUUGGUGUGCGAGAUGAAAAAGGCGCGGAACUUCUUGGCGGGCAGCUUCUCCACCCAUCGGGGCGUGGCGAGGUACCAGGCGAUGGCGUGGAAUCGGAAGAACUGGCCGUUCUUCUUGGCGAGCCGCAGCAGGUCGUCGCACCACUUCCAGUUCAUCUUGCCCUUGCGGCUCCGCACCCUCAUCAUUUUGCACUCAGACGUUGCCUGCACACCAUCCAUCCAUCCAUCGGAUCUUUGCCCCCCCCACGUCAUUGGUGCCUGCCCAUCUCCCCCCACCCACGUACCACAAUCAUGUUGAACUGGGAGGCGAGGAUCUUUUUGUAUUUGCGGAUGUUAGUGUAUGCGCUGGCGGCCGCCCCGAAGUAGAGGCGCUUGCUGUGUGCGGCGGCGCGGAGGGAGCCGCGGGGGCCCUUCUUGACCAUCUUCUUGUUGAAGAGCCGCUUGAAGUUGGACCCCCCGCGCUUUUUACCCUUCCCCUUGCCCUUCUUCUUCUUGGCAUCGAUGCCCUCGGGCGUCAGCACCAGGAACAGCAGGGCCAGCACCAACAAAAACCGCAGCCACGACAUCCUGCCUAAAAACUCGCCUUCC
This is a messenger RNA of Vitrella brassicaformis, 2585 nucleotides long. Lineage: Eukaryota; Vitrellaceae. The record is from the annotation of a GenBank genome assembly.